GCAAUGUGCUGCGAAGACACAUAUGUAUCUUUCUACCUAUAUAUAGUCCUAUCACCACAAUCUUCAAGGGGCUUCGAUCCUUCUUUGUGCUGUUUUUCUUUUUUUCUACCUCGAUCCAUCUGUCUUCUCUCAUCCUCUUAAUUUCAGCAAUUGCUUCCCAAUUAAGAAGAUUGUCUUAUAAAUUCAGAGAAACUUUUGCUUUAUUAAGAUAAAAAUCAAGAGAGAAUCAAUGCAGGAAAUAAUUGACGUAGAAAGCCAAAUCUCUGUGAGUAUAGAGGAUGACGAAAUAUCCGAUGCAGGGUCCGUAACCGAAGAAUCGACUCCUCCAUCUCCUCAUCCGACAUCUCAAAGUUUGUUUGCGCGGGACGGGUUGGCGGCGAUCGCAGAAGGGAGCAUAGAGCACAACGUGAUCAAGAAUGUGUUUCUUUACGGCAUGGGAGAUAUUUCCAAGAAUACAGACGUCGUGGUGAUACACAAGAGCUCUCCGACUACUUCAUCUGGCUUGGCGUACAAGAAAGCGAGGUUGGAUUCGUUCCGGAUUUUCUCGGGGGCGGUGGCGAACAAGUGCGGCGGAGAUGCCAACACGAGGUACGCGUGGUAUGGUGGCACGAGGGACGAUAUUCGGGAAAUAGUCAAGUACGGAUUUAGUCAGUGUGCGAGGCCUUCGCACGGUCCUUCCUAUGGUUUUGGGCUCCAUUUGUCUCCUGCCAAGUUUGCCAUUGAUGGUGCCACAUCCUCUGCGGUAGAUGAAGAUGGGUUGAGGCAUGUUCUGCUAUGCCGGGUAAUAAUGGGGAACAUGGAAACCGUUUGUCCUGGUUCCGAGCAGUCUCUUCCAAGUUCACGAAAUUUCGACUCCGGCGUUGACAAUCCGUCGGCUCCCAGACGAUACAUCAUCUGGAGUGCUUUCAUGAAUUCGCACAUCCUUCCCACUUACAUCAUAACUUUCAAGGUCCCUGAUCAUUGCUUAACGCGUGUUCCGAAUAUGCAGCCGAAUAAUCGGACGAGACCAUCCACGCCAUGGAUGAGCAUUCCUGCUCUGAUGUCCGUACUUUCAAGGAUCUUAAGUCCUUCUAAAAUGGCAUUGAUUCGCAAAUCUCACAAGGAUUUUCGCGAACUCAAGAUCUCGCGACCAAGAUUUAUACGGAUGUUGAGGCUCACUGCCGGGGAUGAGUUAUUAGCUGCAACAGUAAAGCGUCACAGACAACACGAGGUGCGUUCCGCCCCGAGUGGAUUGUUAUUAUAGAACAUCGGCCAAGGAAAAUGAGUCCCCAUCAAUUUUUUUGUAUUAAUUUCCAUUUUUUGUUUCUAAAAAAGUUGCUUUUGUCUUAUGUAUUUGUUAGAUGGGUAUUUGUUGAGAAGCGUCACCAUCUCAUUUUGAUUCUUUCCUUUAUCACUAGCUUGAGAAAAAAAGGAAAAAGAAAGAGAGCAAUAUUUGAGUUCUGUAUUAUUAUUUAGAUAUUUUAGAUUUUUUUUGAAUGGAUUAGAUAUUUUAGAUUUGAUUUCUCUUGUGGUGACGAAGAUAUUUGAUGGGAAUGAAUAUGAUAUGUUUAAUUGUAAAGUUAUUUUUAUUAUAAAUUAAUUCUAAUAUAUCAUAUAAA
This is a messenger RNA of Carya illinoinensis, 1598 nucleotides long. Its product is annotated as probable inactive poly [ADP-ribose] polymerase SRO2. NCBI's taxonomy places the organism in Eukaryota, Viridiplantae, Streptophyta, Magnoliopsida, Fagales, Juglandaceae. Bases 230 to 1243 code for a protein of 337 amino acids. Gene Ontology annotation, molecular function: NAD+ poly-ADP-ribosyltransferase activity. The transcript is spliced from 4 exons. The record is from RefSeq and is a predicted model, not a curated record.